Molecule: messenger RNA, 3855 nt
Organism: Metschnikowia bicuspidata var. bicuspidata NRRL YB-4993
Lineage: Eukaryota; Fungi; Ascomycota; Pichiomycetes; Serinales; Metschnikowiaceae
Product: DNA-directed DNA polymerase gamma
Exons: 3
Coding region: 1-3855 (1284 amino acids)
Biological process (GO): mitochondrial DNA replication
Cellular component (GO): gamma DNA polymerase complex; mitochondrion
Molecular function (GO): DNA binding; 3'-5' exonuclease activity; DNA-directed DNA polymerase activity
Source: RefSeq, a predicted model, not a curated record
AUGGACGAGGCUUCUACAUAUGCCCAAAAACCGGGCCCCCGAGUCAACCAGGUCGGAAUCCAGUAUCUUUCCAAAGACCUACAUAAAAAGGUGUUUCCCAACCACUCCCCGGAAGAGUUUGCGAACCCGCCGAACCCGGCGUUGCUAGAGCUUGCCAGAGAGCACUUGAAGCAGUCGAAUCUUCUAGGCAAGAAGACACAGAUCACAGAGCCCAUCAACAUCCCGAACUUUCCCGACCUCGUCGGAAAAAACACGCUCGACGAGCACUUCUUCAAAAUCGGCUCCCGGUACUCGGAGCCGUACCUCAGCAUGGCAAGGAAUUUCUUUGCCGAAGACAGGAAGUUGCCUGACAUGCCCACCACGUGGCUUUUUGAAAGUGGCUGGACGCGGUACGCGCCAGGUGCAGCCCCUGAGAACGUGCCUGUUCCCCUAGAGGACGAGUUGGUGUUUGACGUGGAGGUGCUCUAUAAGAAAACUAACUAUGCCGUGAUCGCCACCGCGGUUUCGCCACAGGCUUGGUAUGGCUGGGUCUCGCCCAUAAUGACUUCUUACCGCGAGGGCGGCACGGACUGGGACCAUCUCAUCCCGUUCGAAACCCACAAAAGACCGAAGCUUUUGGUCGGCUAUAACGUCAGUUAUGACCGUGCGAGGGUGAAGGAGGAAUACUCCGUGAAACGGUCGAAAGCAUUUUUCAUGGACGCCAUGGCAUUUCACAUCGCCACCAGUGGGUUCUGCUCCCAGCAAAGGCCCUUGUACCACAAACACAAAAAGAACAAGAAAGCCGCUGAGGCCGAGCCGCUGGAAGAAGACAGCGAAAACGAGCUGUUGGACCCGGAGUUCGAUGCAGAUGAAUCGGCCAAGGAGGUGGCUCAGGGGCUUAUAGAUGACCCCUGGCUCAACAAGGGAUCACCAAACUCGUUGGCCAAUGCGGCAGAGUUUCAUUGCGGCAUCACGAUGGACAAGGCCGCCCGUGAUUUCUUCUCCAGCACCGACUUGAACGAGAUCAUUGAUAAUUUCCAGUAUCUCAUGAAGUACUGCGCGCAGGACGUCGACGCCACGUAUCAAGUGACCCAAAAAGUCUUUCCAGAAUUCUGCCGGAGAAACCCGCAUCCUGUCUCGUUUGCUGCCCUUCGUCUGAUGGGCUCGCUUUUCCUACCCACCACGAAGAAGUGGGAAAAUUACAUCGAGAGUGCGGAGAAGAUUUAUCAGGAAAAUAGAGAGCAAGUCUCUAAGAUUCUCUUGGAAAGAGUGGGCGAGCUUAUACGUUACAUCGAGGAAGGCGACGAGUCCUUGAAACCCGACUUCGAAAAGGACCCUUGGCUCAAACAAAUGAACUGGAACCUCAAACUCCCUCGGAUGAAAAAGGACGGAACGCCGGUCGCCAAUCAGGCUUUCAUGACCGGAUACCCCGAGUGGUACCGAGAUUUGUUCAAAACGGUGAAGUCUGAAACGGGCGAGUCAAGCAAGCAGCUCAAUUUGACUGUGCGUACGAGAAUAACUCCCCUCCUAUUGCGUCUCAAAUGGGAGGGGUAUCCGCUUAUUUGGACUGAUUCCGCUGGCUGGUGCUUCAAGGUUCCAAAUAAAGAGGAGAUCGUGGAGGAAAUUCUUGCAAAGAACUACCACAUCGCCAAAUUGAGCGACGAAGACCAGGAACGCAUGAUUCCGGAACUUCGUGAUGAUGGUAAUUAUUUCGAGCUUUUCAAGAUCCCUCAUCCUGCAGGCCCUAAGAGCAGAUGUACUCUGAUCAUGAGCAAGAGCUAUCUUCGUUACUUUGAAAGUGGUGUUCUCACCUCUGAGUAUGAGCACGCAGCGAAUAUUUUGAGUUUGAACGCAACCGCGUCUUAUUGGAUGGGCAACAGGAGCAGAAUCACCGAACAAUUCGUGGUUUAUGCUGAUAAAGCCGGCAAGAAAAACAAAUUUUUCAACACCGUGAAAGAAACCGCGGAACAUGAAAAUAUGGGUAUGAUUUUGCCCAAGCUUUGCACCAUGGGAACCGUGACCAGACGUGCAACUGAAAACACUUGGCUUACUGCGUCAAACAGUAAGAAGAAUAGAAUUGGCUCUGAACUCAAAGCUUUGGUCGAGGCGCCCAAGGGAUAUGUUUUUGUUGGCGCAGAUGUUGAUUCCGAAGAGCUUUGGAUUGCUUCCUUGAUUGGUGAUGCUUUAUUCAAAGUUCAUGGAGGCACUGCACUCGGGUGGAUGACACUUGAAGGAGACAAAAACGAAAAGACGGAUUUGCAUUCCAAGACCGCGGAAAUCAUGGGUAUUCUGAGAGGAGACGCAAAGAUUUUCAAUUAUGGCCGUAUCUACGGCGCUGGUGUUAAAUUUGCUACGCAAUUAUUGAAGCAGUGCAAUGCGCUGAUUGAUGAUGAGUCUGCGGUUAAAAUUGCUCAGGAAUUAUAUGAACGUACCAAAGGACAGACUGCACAUUCCAAAGUAUUUGGAAGGCGGGUUUAUCAUGGAGGAACUGAAUCUGUGAUGUUUAAUGCACUCGAAUCGAUUGCCUAUCUUGAGAGCCCAAAGACCCCUGUCUUGGGCUGCUCGAUCACUGAUGCUUUGACCCAAAAGAAUCUCAAUAAGAACAACUACCUAACUUCCCGAAUUAACUGGACUAUCCAAAGCAGUGGUGUUGAUUAUUUGCAUUUAUUGAUUGUCUCUAUGGAAUAUUUGAUUGAGAAGUUCAAAAUUGAUGCUCGUUUGAUGAUAACGGUUCACGAUGAGUUGCGGUAUAUGGUCCGAGAAGACCAAAAACUUGUUACUGUUGUGCUUUUGCAAAUUAGUAAUUUGUGGACCAGAGCUAUGUUUUGUCAACAAAUGGGAAUCAAUGAACUUCCGCAGUCCUGUGCGUUUUUUUCCGAAGUUGACAUUGAUUUUGUUUUAAGGAAGGAAGUUGGCUUGGAGUGCAUUACGCCCUCGCAUCCUGAAUCCAUUCCUCCGGGAGAGUCCUAUUCUUUUCACAAAUUGAUGCAGACCUGCGAUGUUGGAGAGAUUCUCGGGAGAAGUGUGGGCACUUUGGAAGCGUUUAAAAGUCCCAAGUAUGAGAGUAGAAUGUCGCUAAUUCUGACUCUUGAUGGUGAUCAAGAUGAUAUUUCGAGGGCCGGGAAACUUUGUUUGCAGAAUUCAGUCAGCAAGGAAGAGUGGACCAGGAACAUGAACUUGCACAUGAAACACCAAAGACUGAUUCUGAAUGCUUUUGCUGGGAAUGUGGUUGCGCCAUCGGGCUCACAUACGAACCCAGAUACUGACGUACAAGGCUCUGGAGUGCUGUCUGUUGCCAAGCCAAAGAGAAUUAAGAAAUUGAGGAAAGGAAUUGUUGAGGAUGUAUCGCUCACUAAAAAGAUAGAUGACGAAAACCUGGAAGAUCAUGAUGGUGGAAUAUCUGUUCACGAAGUUAAGCCUGAAGUGCAUGAUUCUACGUUAAUGCGUGCAGUGAAUGGAAGCGGAAGUCGACGAGCUAGAACUCCUGAAGAUAAAGUUGACGAGCCAAAGCGUACAGAAACAUUCAUUCGGACGGAUUGGCGAAACAAAUCACGUGUCUCUUCUGAGUUUAAUCAGAGGAGGUCUUGGUCGACUUUUCCUCAACCAUGGUCGCGGAAAAAGCUAGUCGCACUGUCUUACAAUCAGAAUUUUGGUUUCACACCCGAAAGUUUAAAGUCGUGGCGGCCCGAAAGCUACCCAGCGACCAGAAAACUGCCUCUGGUUCCUGUUCAAUUGAAGCAGAGAAGAUUCAACUUAAAUGUGUCUGAUCAACUUCAAGAGACGCCAGCCGGUAUCGAGCCUAGUGACGACAACUUCAAGCGACGAAAGCAGGCUACCAAGCCUGCGUUCACGGAAGCUUUCGCUCGCAGUCGAUGA